Molecule: messenger RNA, 5275 nt
Organism: Amphimedon queenslandica
Lineage: Eukaryota; Metazoa; Porifera; Demospongiae; Haplosclerida; Niphatidae
Product: hemicentin-1
Exons: 21
Coding region: 1-4971 (1656 amino acids)
Biological process (GO): synapse organization; homophilic cell-cell adhesion
Cellular component (GO): plasma membrane; axon; neuronal cell body
Molecular function (GO): protein binding; axon guidance receptor activity
Source: RefSeq, a predicted model, not a curated record
AUGUUUUUUGCUAUGCUUUUGUGUCUCACAUACUCACUUCAUUUUUCAAUUCAAAGUCCAAUAUUGAGUCCCUUCAGUACAACACAGCGUGAGAAUGAGGAUAAAAACAGCUCAACUAAUAGUGAUGAUUGGAGUACAGCUGCCAGUACACAUGUUGUUGGUAUAUUACCAAUGCUAUCCACUGAAUCCAUUUCACUUGUCAUCACUACCCCAGAAACAGAAACAGUGAGCUUUACAGUUAGUUCCCUCACCCAAACAAUAGCUAAGGGCUCAGUUACUGCUGGCACACCAACAACUAUCAGUGACAUUCUUGUGCUUUAUAUAAGUAAACUCCAUUCUUUUACAGGCUGUUUUCUACUCUGUGAAGUUAAUUAUGCACUUGACGCUGCUACUUGUACUUGUGUCCUACAGAAUACAUGUCAAGGAAAUAAUUGCACUGAAUCAAGCUUUGCUGCCCCAAAUAUAUCAGCUCUUGUAUCAUAUGUGGCUGUGCUGAAUGGCUCAAGUGUAACACUGAGAUGUGUGUUACAUCAUGCUGGGAAUCCUGGGGCUACCAUCCAAUGGACAUUUGAUAGAUCAGUAAUCACUAAUGAUUCACUGUUUCUCAUAAGUGAGGGCUCAACCAGGCUAGAUAUUACUAAUAUUACUACCUCUUAUUCUGGAGCAUAUCAUUGUAAUGCUUCUAAUGUUGCUGGAGCUUCAGUGGCUACAAUCAAUGUUGAUGUACAAGAGCCACCAUAUUUCAUAGCUACUCCACCGCACAACGUAUCAGUAAGAUAUGAUAAUGCUAUUACAUUAAACUGUUCAUCUGGUGGAGUACCUUUACCAAAUAUCACUUGGUUCAAGGAUGGUAUAGUUAUACCUACUGAUCAGUAUACCAGUAGUAAUCAAUCAGAUACACUCAUUACUAUGCUCACUGUUGUGGGAUCAUUAACUUCACAUGGAUACUAUACUUGUCAAGCAGUCAAUGAUCUAGUUGAGAGGAGAAUCAUAAACACUUCAGUGAAUGCUACUGUUUUUGAACCUAUAAGUUAUGUUGGGAGUACAAGCAAUGUAACUCUAAACCAGUCAGAUACUUUUAGUGUCAUUUGUAGCUUCUCUGGUUUUCCCUUGCCUGUUGUUUCCUGGUACUUUCUAAAUAACUUUACUUAUCUCAGUAACAACAGUAGAGUCUCCAUUACCACUUCUAGUGAAGAGAUUAUUGUAACUUCAACUCUGACGAUAAGGAAUGUAGAUAAAUCAACUGAUGAAGGAAUUUACCACUGUAUUGGUUCCUCUUCAUAUACUGCCUACAUAUCCUUAUGCAUUGUUUGUAACAAUAGCUGUGAAGCUGGUUAUACUCUAAACACUACUAUCUGUACUUGUUCACUAUCAAAUAUAUGUGAGCUGAGUCCUUGUCAGAAUGGAGGUAGUUGUACACUUGUUUCAGCUCCUUCUAAUUACACCUGUGAUUGUACCGAUACUGACUAUGUAGGAAUUAAUUGCACUGAAUUCAACUAUAUUGUCCCAAAUAUUUCUGUUCCUGUAUCAUAUAUUGCUUUGUUGGCUGGCUCAAGUGUAUCACUGAGAUGUGUCCUAAAUGAGGUUGGGAAUCCUAAGGCUACAAUCCAAUGGACAUUUGCUGGAUCAGUAAUCACUAAUAAUUCACUGUUUCUCAUAACUGAGGGCUCAACCAGGCUGGAUAUUACUAAUAUUACUACCUCUUAUUCUGGAGCAUAUCAUUGCAAUGCUUCUAAUGUUGCUGGAUCUUCAGUGGCUAGAAUCAAUGUUGAUGUACAAGAGCCUUCGUUUUUCAUAGUUACUCCACUACACAAUGUAUCAGUAAGAUAUAAUGAUUCCAUUACAUUAAACUGUUCAUCUGGUGGAGUACCUUUACCAAAUAUCACUUGGUUCAAGGAUGGUAUAGUUAUACCUACUGAUCAGUACACCAGUAGUAAUCAAUCAGAUACACUCAUUACUAUGCUCACUAUUGUGGGAUCAUUAACUUCACAUGGAUACUAUACUUGUCAAGCAGUCAAUGAUCUAGUUGAGAGGAGAGUCAUAAACACUACUGUGAAUCUUACUGUUUUUGAGCCUCUUAGUUAUGUUAGGACUGAUCCUCCUUCAAGCAGUAUAACUUUGAAUCAAUCAGAUACCUUUACUGCCGAUUGUAGCUUCUCUGGUCUUCCCUUGCCUGUUGUGUCCUGGUACUUUCUAAAUAACUUUCUCAGUAACAUUGGUAGAGUCUCUAUUACUACUGAUACUCAAGAAAUUACUGUUACUUCAACUCUGAGAAUAAGAAAUGUUAAAAAAUCAACUGAUGAAGGAGUUUACCACUGUAUUGGUAUUCAAGCCUCUACAUAUAAUGUUUCUAAAUCCUUAUACAUUGUUUGUAACAAUAGCUGUGAAGUAGGUUAUACACUCAAUACUACUACCUGUACUUGUUCACUAUCAAAUAUAUGUUUACUGAGUCCUUGUCAGAAUGGAGGUAGUUGUACACUUGUUUCAGCUCCUUCUAAUUACACCUGUGAUUGUGGUAGUGACUAUGUUGGAUUUAAUUGCACUGAUUUCAACUAUAUUGUCCCAAAUAUUUCCGUUCCUGUAUCAUAUGUUGCUUUGUUGGCUGGUUCAAGUGUAACACUGAGAUGUGUCCUGAAUGAGGUUGGGAAUCCUAAGGCUACAAUCCAAUGGACAUUCGCUGGAUCAGUAAUCACUAAUAAUUCACUUUUUCUCAUUACUGAGGGCUCAACUAGACUGAAUAUUACUAGCAUUACUACCUCUUAUUCUGGAGCAUAUAACUGUAAUGCUUCUAAUGUUGCUGGAGCUUCAGUGGCUACAAUUAAUGUUGAUGUACAAGAGCCUUCAUAUUUCAUAGUUACUCCACCACACAAUGUAUCAGUAAGAUAUAAUAAUUCCAUUACAUUAAACUGUUCAUCUGGUGGAGUACCUUUACCAAAUAUCACUUGGUUCAAGGAUAGUAUAGUUAUACCUAUUGAUCAGUAUACCAGUAGUAAUCAAUCAGAUACACUCAUUACUAUGCUCACUGUUGUGGGAUCAUUAACUUCACAUGGAUAUUACACUUGUCAAGCAGUCAAUGAUCUAGUUGAGAGGAGAGUCAUAAACACUACAGUGAAUGUUUCUGUUUUUGAGCCUCUUAGUUAUGUUGGGAUUGAUCCUCCUUCAAGCAGUAUAACUUUAAACCAGUCAGAUACCUUUACUGCCAAUUGUAGUUUCUCUGGUCUUCCCUUGCCUGUUGUGUCCUGGUAUUUUCUAAACAAGUUUCUCAGUAACAUUGGUAAAGUCUCUAUUACUACUGAUACUCAAGAUAUCACUGUAACUUCAACUCUGAGAAUAAGGAAUGUUAAGAAAUCAACUGAUGAAGGAGUUUACCACUGUAUUGGUAUUGAAGCCUCUACAUAUAAUGUUUCUAAAUCUUUAUACAUUGUUUGUAACAAUAGCUGUAAAGCUGGUUAUACCCUAAACACUACUACCUGUACUUGUUCCUUAUCAAAUAUAUGUGAACUGAGUCCUUGUCAGAAUGGAGGUAGGUGUACACUUGUUUCAGCUCCUUCUAUUUACACCUGUGAUUGUACUGGUACUGACUAUGUAGGAAUUAAUUGCACUGAAUUCAACUAUAUUGUCCCAUAUAUUUCAGUUCCUGUAUCAUAUGUUGCUUUGUUGGCUGGUUCAAGUGUAACACUGAGAUGUGUCCUGAAUGAGGUUGGGAAUCCUAAGGCUACAAUCCAAUGGACAUUUGCUAGAUCAGUAAUCACUAAUAAUUCAUUGUUUCUCAUAAAUGAGGGCUCAACCAGGCUAGCUAUUACUAAUAUUACUACCUCUUAUUCUGGAGCAUAUCAUUGUAAUGCUUCUAAUGUUGCUGGAACUUCAGUGGCUACAAUCAAUGUUGAUGUACAAGAGCCACCAUAUUUUAUAGCUACUCCACCACACAAUGUAUCAGUAAGAUAUAAUAAUGCUAUUACAUUAAACUGUUCAUCUGGUGGAGUACCUUUAUCAAAUAUCACUUGGCUCAAGGAUGGUAUAGUUAUACCUACUGAUCAGUAUACCAGUAGUAAUCAAUCAGAUACACUCAUUACUAUGCUCACUGUUGUGGGAUCAUUAACUUCACAUGGAUAUUAUACUUGUCAAGCAUUCAAUGAUCUAGUUGAAAGCAGAAUCAUAAACACUUCAGUGAAUGUUACUGUUUUUGAACCUCUUAGUUAUGUUGGGAGUGUCCCUCCUUCAGUCAAUGUAACUCUGAACCAGUCAGGUACCUUCACUGCAUAUUGCAGGUUUUCUGGUCUUCCCUUGCCUGUUGUGUCCUGGUAUUUUUUAAAUACCUUUCUCACUAACAACAGUCGAGUCUCCAUUAUCACUUACAGUGAAGAUAUUACUGUAACUUCAACUCUGAUAUUAAGGAACAUAAGUAAAUCAACUCAUGAAGGAGUUUAUAACUGUACUGGUUUCCAAUCUUACACCAACUUAUAUCGUGUUUACAAAUACUUAAAUAUUGUUUGUAACAAUAGCUGUGAAGCUGGUUAUACUCUAAACACUACUACCUGUACUUGUUCACUAUCAAAUUUAUGUGAACUGAGUCCUUGUCAGAAUGGAGGUAGUUGUACACUUGUUUCAGCUCCUUCCAAUUACACCUGUGAUUGUACUGGCACUGACUAUCAGGGAAUUAACUGCACUGACUUCAAUUAUAUUGUCCCAAAUGUUUCAGUUCCUGUACUAUAUGUGGCUGUAUUGAGUGGCUCAAGUGUAACACUGAGAUGUGUUUUGAAUGAGGUUGGGAAUCCUAAGGCGACGAUCCAAUGGACAUUUGCUGCAUCAGUAAUCACUAAUAAUUCCCUGUUUCUCAUAACUGAGGGCUCAACCAGGCUGGAUAUUACUAAUAUUACUACCUUUUAUUCUGGAGCAUAUCAUUGUAAUGCUUCUAAUGUUGCUGGAGCUUCAGUGGCUACAAUCAGUGUUGAUGUACAAGGUUUGUAUUAGACCUGGGAUUUAGUUAGUUAGCCCGGAAUAGACAGAAUUAGAAUUAAAAUUAGACCUUAUUCUGAUAUGUUUUACAUAAAACAGACACAUAUGGUUUAUUCUAAAACAGCAGUUCAGCUCUCUUAAAAAUAAUAAAAUAGUUGUCACCAAAAAGCACACUUCAUGAGCUGACAAGCACCGUAUACUAGAGUUGCAAGGCUUUUGGAGUAAAAAAUUUUACAAUCCAUAGAAACAUAAUUUUGAUUGAAAUCAGCAAACUAGGUAUACAACAUCAAAACUUGUAUCCCAAAAUUUUUAAAUGGAA